GCUUGCAAAGACAGGUCACAUGACCGCUGCCUUGUGCUGCUUUGCUGGGCAUCCCCGGCCUCCUGUCUCGGCGGGCCGGUUUGGCUAUGGCGAAUGUGGCGAAGAUGGUGUCCUGGUCGGGUCGGGAGGGAGAGCCGGACGGCCAAGGGGAGACCACGCCGCUGCUUAACGGCACGGGCGGAGCCGCCGCUGCCGUGCCCCGUCAGCUCACGCCUUCCUCGUCUUCCUUGCGAUUGGGACGCAUGAGCAACGUGGAUCUGGACGAUGACCAGGAACCGGAAAUGGAUGUGCCUCGGGCGCUCCCCAACGAGAUUCCUCACAGUGAGAAGCUCCUCUCUCUGAAGUACGAGAGUUUGGACUAUGACAACUGUGAGAACCAGCUGUUCUUGGAAGAAGAGAAGAGAAACAACCAUACGGCAUUCCGGACAGUAGAGAUUCAGCGCUGGGUCAUCUGUGCCAUGAUUGGGAUCCUCACCGGCCUUGUCGCUUGCUUCAUUGACAUUGUGGUGGAGUUCUUUGCUGGGCUGAAGUACAAAGUGGUGAAGGGCAAUAUUGACAAAUUCACAGAGACAGGUGGUUUAUCCUUCUCUCUGCUGCUCUGGGCCACCCUGAAUGCGAGUAUUGUGAUGGUUGGGUCCAUCAUCGUUGCUUUUGUUGAGGUAAGACGUCUGUCUGGGUCUCACUCCCACACCACCAUUUUGUAACGUAUGGGGAUCGGGCCUGGCUUUGCG
Rhineura floridana is the source of this 731-nucleotide messenger RNA. RefSeq names its product H(+)/Cl(-) exchange transporter 7-like. The record is from RefSeq and is a predicted model, not a curated record. The transcript has 6 exons. Gene Ontology annotation, biological process: chloride transport. Gene Ontology annotation, cellular component: intracellular membrane-bounded organelle; lysosomal membrane. Lineage: Eukaryota; Metazoa; Chordata; Lepidosauria; Squamata; Rhineuridae. Bases 87 to 704 code for a protein of 205 amino acids. Gene Ontology annotation, molecular function: voltage-gated chloride channel activity.